Aphidius gifuensis is the source of this 926-nucleotide messenger RNA. RefSeq names its product cytochrome b-c1 complex subunit 6, mitochondrial-like (gene UQCR-11). Lineage: Eukaryota; Metazoa; Arthropoda; Insecta; Hymenoptera; Braconidae. Gene Ontology annotation, biological process: mitochondrial electron transport, ubiquinol to cytochrome c. Bases 141 to 410 code for a protein of 89 amino acids. The record is from RefSeq and is a predicted model, not a curated record. The transcript is spliced from 3 exons.
UUGUUUUUUUUGUUGUUAGAUACUUUGAUGAUGCUUUGAUGUUUCUCAUCUACGUUGGAGUUAUGCGUUUAUGGUUGUGCUGAACCUAGUUUGCUGAAUUUUGUCCAAUUUCGUGCCGAAUAAAUUUUUGAGAUUUAAAAAUGGCGUUUAUACAAAAAUUCAUGGCAAGUCUUGUGCCUACUGUCAAAGCUGAUGAGGAAGAAGCCGAAUUAGUUGAUCCACAAAAAGUCAUUCGUGAAGAAUGUUCAUUGCAGCCAAAAUGUGCAAAACUCCAGGAUAAAUUGACAACUUGCAAUGAUCGUGUCAACUCCAGGAAGCAAACAGCUGAAACCUGUCUUGAAGAAAUUCUUGACUAUGUACAUUGUGUUGAUCAUUGUGCUGCUAAAACUCUCUUCUCUAAACUCAAGUAGAUCAAAUUAGUAUACCACAAAAAAAAUAAAAUAAAAUCAAUAAUAUUUAAAUAAUAAUAAUAACAAUAAACAACAACAAAAAAAUGCUUAAAACCAUCAUAUUAUUAUUGAUCUUCGUUUUGUUGUAUAUAUAAUAUAAAAAUUCAAAGUUAGAGAUUUAAAAAAAAAAAAAAAUUAAUAAAUGAUGAGUCGUCGUUAUACAUGAGUUGUGACUAAAUUAUUUUUUUUCUCAUUGAUUUAUAGAUUAUACAUAUAAAAACAACAAUUUUUAGUUAAUACAUUUAAUAAUAUUGCUUGUUAUAUUUAAUAUAACAAUAAUUUACUUUGAAAAAUGAUAACAAUAUUAGUUAUUAUAUAUUUUAUUCAGAGCCAACUUGAAGAACAUCAAAACAAACUGUACAAACACGUACUGGUUUAUUGAGACCAAAUUUUAAUAUUGGUACAUCUUGUCCUGAACAUUUGCUGCAUAAUAUUCUUCCACAAUGACGACUGAAAUAGAAAUAACAAUUAAAACUA